AUGUCCGUCAUUCAAAUCCACCCUUCAGUCGACGUUAUUUGGUGGACAGAUACCGACCUUCAUAUCAAGUGUUCUUACUGCGAAGAGCUUCAUCGUCAUGGGUUCGUUUUCUACGAAAGUGCGCUUCGCGUGCCGCGCUGUGGCAUGUCUCGGCCGUCAUAUCGGUUUAAAUUCCCUAAUGCCUACGAGAUCAAUAAGACUAAGGCACGUUUCAUCAACAUCAACACCCUUGAAGAUCUGGAGAGUGAGGCUGAGAAUAGGUCUGAAGGUGAGACCUUCUUGUCGGGUGGAAUUUCCAACAUGAAUUUAUCUGGAACACCAAAUGGACCCCACCAAAUUGAGGUCACCUUCGCUGAUUCUACGGAACAAAUCACUUUCCAACUUGAUGGCGAAGAGCCUUUUAAUGAGCGGGGCAUCCUCUUCGCUAUAUCCGACUGUGUCAGUGACAAAGUAUCCAGUGUGAGAAACUACCUAGAACAAACAGAAGAAAAAUCUAUAUUUCUUCACGGGAAAGAUCACCGAGGAGAUACUUGUCUCAUCAUGGUUUCUCGAGAGGAAAACCGCAUGUCAGCAAAGGAGCCAGAAGGAACUUUGCGACGGGCAACUAUACUGAUAAGCCUGUUGUUUCAGAAUAGGGUCAACCACUUCUUCGGUCUACAGAUCGAGUUACGUGAGUGUACAAUGUGA
Messenger RNA from Penicillium bovifimosum, 687 nucleotides. RefSeq lists its product as uncharacterized. The coding region runs from base 1 to 687 and encodes 228 amino acids. The transcript has a single exon. NCBI's taxonomy places the organism in Eukaryota, Fungi, Ascomycota, Eurotiomycetes, Eurotiales, Aspergillaceae. The record is from RefSeq and is a predicted model, not a curated record.